AAGGUCACAGUUCAGUGAAAAACAUACGUAUUAGUUUAUAUAACAUAUUUCGUGGGUAAUAUAAUGUUAUACCUGAGCUCCGGUUUAUCGCGAUAACGUUCGAAUAGCUUAUAGUGUUACUAUAGUGGUAUUCGCACGAUUCGUGUUAGUGAAAACCGUCUAAGUUUUCAGCCGACUAAGUUUGGCGUUAGUAUAACCAUAUUGUUCUAUGGUAUAACACUAUAGUCUAUAACGUGGUCUGAAAAUUCUGCGUAUCCAUUAUUCGGUGCACUCCUCGUCAGUCGUAUCGUCGGAAGUCAAAUAUUGCCCAGAGGAAGUUGGAUGCAGUAGCAUAAUAUCUAGCAGCGGCUCCGAGAACACAUUGCGGAGUAUUUACAGUGUUUGCAAAUAUUGCAGUUUGUAGACUUGAGCAGCAUUACAGUAUUAUAGUGUCGGUGUCAACGCUGCCAAGGACGUUCGUCAUCACUUAUCCUCAUCAACUUAUUCGCUCGUAUAGUCUCGUGGUACUGAGUAUUGAACAGUACACACAAGCCACUCUCUUCUAGAAGCAAAUCAUUAUAAAAAAAGACAGCUACAAUGACAGCUAACGACGAGAGAUUGUACGUCGUACCCGAUCUGUUGACGUCGGCUUACUACGCGUGUAACAAGAUCCAGCGGGACAAAUACGACGAGAUGCAGACUCCGGACGUCGACUUGCGGAUUUGUUGUGAGUCGCUUUUUCAAAUCGUGAAACUCAACACGGAAAGUGAUGGUUUCGAAUCGUUGGGUGAUAGGAGGUCCAUGGUCGGGAAGUUGCAGUCAGUGGUCCAUUGCGACUUAAUCCGUAACCUAUGUGAGAAGGCCGCGUAUUACGGACACAUUGAUUGUCUGAUGUUCGCUCGCGAGAUUGGCGUUCCAUGGAACGUUUCCUCGGGGGUAAAUUCCUCCCGAAGGGUCCAAAUUGUGUAUGACCACGCCGCGGGCAAUGGUCAACUGAACUGCAAGGAGUAUGCUUUUGAAAACGGCCGGUCAACGUGUACAGCAGCCGCGUCGGGCGGACACCUAGACUGUCUUAGGUAUGCGCACGAGAACGAAUGUCCAUGGGAUGAACGAACGUGUCAGUAUGCUGCAGAAAAUGGACACCUGGACUGCUUGCGUUACGCUCAUGAAAACGAAUGUCCAUGGGACGAAGAAACGUGUUCUUAUGCUGCGGCACAUGGGCACCUGGACUGCUUGCGUUACGCUCAUGAAAAUGGAUGUCCAUGGGACGAAGUAACGUGUUCUUAUGCUGCGAUAUUUGGACACCUGGACUGCUUGCGUUACGCUCAUGAAAAUGGAUGCCCUUGGGACGAAAAUACGUGUCAGUAUGCUGCAAAAAAUGGAUACCUGGACUGCUUGCGUUACGCUCAUGAAAAUGGAUGCCCUUGGGACGAAGAGACGUGUUCUGAUGCUGCGACAUUUGGACAUCUGGACUGCUUGCGUUACGCUCAUGAAAAUGGAUGCCCUUGGGACGAAGAGACGUGUGAUUUUGCUAUGGCAGAUGGGCACCUGGACUGCUUGCGUUACGCUCAUGAAAAUGGAUGUCCAUGGGACGAACGAACGUGUUCAGAUGCUGCGAUAUUUGGACACCUGGACUGCUUGCGUUACGCUCAUGAAAAUGGAUGCCCUUGGGACGAAGAUACGUGUUUGCUUGCUGUGGAAUUUGGAAAUCCGGACUGCUUGUGUUACGCUCGUGAAAAUGGAUGCCCGUAUGGUCGUAAAACGUUUGAGGCAGUAGUUUUAUAUUGUUUGAAUUACCUCAAAAUUUGAAUAAUAUAUGGUCGCUCAUACUGCAACAGUUCGUAUCCCGGUAGUCAAACUUUUAAAAACGCACAGUAGCAGUAGGUAUAAGCGACGAUGUAGCAUAGGUUUCGAAUCGAUAGUAGAUUAAAUUCUAAUAAAAUUAACCGUAACACAGCGAGUGCCGGAGCAUGCAUUAUUUGUGUCAACACAAACGAUUAUUAUUUGAUAGGUAGUUGAUGCAUAUUGUAUAAAUUAAAUGAAUUAGCGAUUUGAAGUAGGUAUUAUUAAAAUUCAAAAUAGGGUUAAGAAAACAUUUAUUUAGUGAGUAACACAUUUUAAACUUUGAGUAACAUCUGAAAACAGUAAGUACUUGCAUUCCUUGAUACAUUUUUACAUUUUUAAAUAACUAAAAUAUAUAUCUCAAAUUCUAAACUUAUUAUACUAACAUAUUAUAUGACAUCUGUUCAAUCAAUUAUUUCUUACAGAAUAUCAAUUUAGGGUGGUUCCAGUCUUGUAAAGUAAUUGAGUAAAAGUAUCCAAAUAAUUUUUAUGUACUCAAUGCGUAUUCUAAA
Molecule: messenger RNA, 2333 nt
Organism: Acyrthosiphon pisum (pea aphid)
Lineage: Eukaryota; Metazoa; Arthropoda; Insecta; Hemiptera; Aphididae
Exons: 3
Coding region: 577-1788 (403 amino acids)
Molecular function (GO): protein binding
Source: RefSeq, a predicted model, not a curated record